Molecule: messenger RNA, 6621 nt
Organism: Balaenoptera musculus (blue whale)
Lineage: Eukaryota; Metazoa; Chordata; Mammalia; Artiodactyla; Balaenopteridae
Gene: ZFP92
Product: ZFP92 zinc finger protein
Exons: 3
Coding region: 866-2161 (431 amino acids)
Biological process (GO): negative regulation of transcription by RNA polymerase II
Molecular function (GO): DNA-binding transcription repressor activity, RNA polymerase II-specific; RNA polymerase II cis-regulatory region sequence-specific DNA binding
Source: RefSeq, a predicted model, not a curated record
ACAGAAUGGAAGCUUCUGGAUCUCAGACAAAGGACGCUCUACAAGCGAGUGAUGCUGGAGAACUACCACCACUUGGUGUCACUGGGGUUUACAAGCAUCUGUUCCUUGCCUCAAGCCACAGAGAGCCCAGGACAUAGAGGCCCAGGACUUGGAGAAAUCGGGAAAGAGCUGGGGCAUGCUCCCCCACUGCGCCCCUGCCUUUGGGGUUGCAGGGGAUCCUUUUGUUCUGUUUCUUCUUUUAGACUCUACAGAUUCCACCUCAGUCAUCUAACCCCACAGAGGGAGACUAGCUUCUUCCCCUUGGUUGUUUUUGACCCUUAUCAGGCAGAUCUGGGGUUCCCCAGGGAAGUUGUGGAUUCCUCAGUGGAGUCUGGCAUAAGGAACAGAGACAUCUGCUCUGUCUGAUGGUGAAACGGGGCUUUGGCUUUCGGGGCACAGGCAGCCCUUCAGCUCUGUCUGCUUCUUGAUACUCCCUGGGGCCUUGCUCCAACCCUCUGUUUGUCCUUCAGGGUCUCCACACUGAUCCCCCAUUUCCCACAAGCCAGCCCGUCCUGCAGGCCAAAUAAUAACAUCAUUAUCCUCUUGGGCUGAAUCACCACCUACUUAAGAUUCACCGUGCAUGCCUGGCCCCUGUACACUCAGAGCACCUUGCUUCCUUAGAGGGACUCUGCCGUUUCUCUGGACCUUCCCAGUGGCACUUUCUAGAAAGUUCUUCAUUCUCUGUUCCUGAAGAUACUAAUGCUGGACUGAGUCCAGGAGUGACUAACCUGCUUCCUUUUCAUGGACAGGGUUUUCAUCCUCCAAGCCUCACCUGGUCUCCCGGCUAGAGCGAGGAGAGGGGCCCUGGGUAGCAGACGUCCACAGGAUGGGGACCACCACAGGGAUGCAGGCAGGUGACAGGAUGAAGAGCAAACCGAUAAUUUCAAAGCAGAAAAAUUGUCCAGAAGAACUCGCAGGGGCUGACCUUCAGGGUGGCAACAAGGGCCAGGUAGCCGGGCGGUCAGAGGAAACACUUGAGCACAGACGGAAACAUGCUUAUUGCCCACAGACAGGUUUCAGCAGGGGUGACCCUCCCAGGGAGAAAGGCCAAGGCAGCUCCCCAGGUGAGGAAAGAGAGAUACAGAGAAGUAGCUGCAGAGGUAGGCAGGAUUUGGUUCUAAGGCAGCAGGGUUCCAAAGGCGCAGAGAAACAGUUCCUGUGUCAGCAGUGUGGGAAAUCCUUCAGCCGGAGCUCCAAUCUCAUCAAGCACCGGAUCAUCCACAGUGGCGAGAAGCCCUAUGAGUGUGGCGAGUGCGGGAAACUCUUCCGGCGCAGCUUCGCGCUCCUGGAGCACCAGCGCAUCCACAGCGGUGAGAAGCCCUAUGCGUGCGGCGAGUGCGGGAAGACUUUCACGCGCAGCUCCAACCUCAUCAAGCACCAGAUCAUCCACAGUGGUGAGAAGCCCUACGAGUGCGGCGAGUGCGGGAAACUCUUCCGGCGCAGCUUCGCGCUCCUUGAGCACCAGCGCAUCCACAGUGGCGAGCGGCCCUACACGUGCAGCGUGUGCAGCAAGGCCUUCAGCAGGAGCUCCAACCUCAUCGAGCACCAGCGCACACACAGCGGCGAGAAGCCCUACACGUGCAGCCAGUGCCCGAAAGCCUUCAAGGGCAUCUCCCAGCUCAUUCACCACCAGCGCAUCCACAGUGGGGAGAAGCCAUUCGAGUGCAAGGAGUGUGGGAAGGCCUUCCGGGGGCGCUCGGGCCUCAGCCAGCACCGGCGGGUGCACAGCGGUGAGAAGCCCUAUGAGUGCAGUGAGUGCGGGAAGACCUUCAGCCGGCGAUCCAACCUCUUCAAGCACCAGGUGGUGCACAGCGAGGAGAGACCCUACAAGUGUCAAGACUGCAGGAGGGCAUUCCGCAGCGGCUCCGUCCUCCUGGAGCACCGGCGCACCCACAGCAGCCUGCGGCCCGGCGCCUGCGGCCACUGCGGCCAGGCUUCCAAAGGGAAACCGCAGCUCGGCCGGAAGCCGAAAACUCACCGCGGAAGGAAGCUCUCGGAGGGGAUCAACUCAGAAAAGGUGCCGGCCUGCCUGGUCCUCUGGAGAGCCACUGCGGAGCCCUGCCCCGAGGACGAGAAACUCCGUCCAGACUCCGCCCACGCCACCGCCCCCAGCGCCUUCUGAUGGGGUGCACCGUGGGAGGGCUGGCUUUAAAAUGAGGCCCACCUUCCCCACCUCAUCCCCCUCCCUUUGCUCAUUGAUGAUGCUGCAAUUGAAGCACCGAGUGCACCGCAGGCAGACGGGCCCCUGCGCCCGUGCCGGCUCCUGUGCGGUGCGCACGGGCGUGUGUGUGCCGCCAAGGUGCACACACAUUUGUAUUCCACCCUGGAGCCGCUGAAAGUGCUCUUGCCCCAUGUGCCUGGGGCCUGAGUGCUGUGGGUGGGAGGGAGCGGAUGCCUUGAAUUAGGGAGGAGUGGCCCAUCUGCUCUCGUGGGGGCCUUCACUUCACCCAAAGACUUGUUAGCGUUUCCAGGUAGAAGACACGAAAAGCACUUUAAUCCUUUAAUAGCUUAAUAGUGGGAGGGACCUGAGGGCAUUCAAAAUUUGUGGGCUCCACAGCGAGGCUGUGGCUGGACUGUGACAUCACCUAAAAUUCAUCGAGAAAUGGUCUGAAAAAGGACUCAGGCAACUGCACGUGCCCGCGCCGGCAGCCCCUGAAGAGUGGCAUCUCCUCGGCGGGAAGGCACAGGACACCCUGCUUCUGGGAGGAGCAGCACCAGACCCCAUCUUCUGGGAGCUCGGGGGAUUCCGCCGGAUGGCUGGCCUGGGCCCUGCAGAGAAGAUGAGUCCUGGAGACUCUCGGCUUCUCCGCCCCAAGAGAGGAGCCCUUUGGCUCUGGUCCCUCCCAGCUGCCACCAGCUGCCCUGCUGCCUUUGGUCUCCUCCCCGCACCCUGAGCCCCUGGGCUCACCCCACCUGCUGCCUUCAGGCCCUGCCUGCAAAGGCCGCACUGGCCUCUCCGCCCCUUCUCCCCACCCUCAGUGCCUAAAGCUCCAAAGUUAGCUGCUCCCCCUGCAGCAGCCGUCCCUUGUGGCUGGUGCCAAUCAGGAGGAAAGCGGCCGGGUCAGGAAUUUGCACAGAGUGUGCCCAGUAAUGGCUCUCUCUCCUCAGCUCUCUUUCACGUGACAUUUCUUAAAAUAUUAGAGGUUCAGUUGCUUUGAAUGUUUUUGCCUUCAGGGGUAAUGUAAGUCAAAGAUAGAGAUUUUUGCCAUAUGGAAGUGUCAGGUAAUCACUCCUUAAAUAAGAAUCUGUCCAACUCUCUGAGAAGGCCUCAGGCAGGAGAGAGGGGGCCGCCCCAGGCCCGACACCAGUUAGUGUGCUGGCCCCUCUUCUCACUCCCCGCCCCCGGCCUUAGCCCCGUAGGGACGGGGUGGACCCUUCAAGUGGCACUUUACUGCAGGCCGUGGGAGACUCUCCAGGGAGACCUCGUGCCGCCUGGGGGGCAGCUGCUGGCAGGUUCCAUCCUGUCUGCUCACUCUGUCCCCAGAGCUGGGACCAGGAGUUCUGCCGCUUGCCGUUCUCAGCCCGGCGUCCCAGUUGGCUCGCCACCUCCUUCCAGCCCCCUUCGCCACCGUCACAGGCUGCCCGAGGGCAGGUGGGUGUGAUGGAGGCCCCCCACUGGGCCUCUGAGAAGCGCGCACUUUCCCUGCCAGACAGGGGAGGGCCAGACACCAUCAGGAGGGUGUGGGAAAGCCUGGAAAUACAGGGCUCCUUCUGCGCAUGCCACUUGGAGCUCCAACUGCUAGGACAACUCCAGAAGUGAGAGAGACAGAGAGAGAGAUCGAGGAGUUUUAUAUAGAUAGAGAAGUUUUAUCUAGAUAUAUUAAAAUGACUGUACACACCUGUGACUUAUGGAAAGUUCCAGAGUUGUAACUUGCUCUUGUCUCAUAGCCUCCUUGUGCUCUGCAUGUCACGUUGUCUUUGAGCCCAGAGCUUGGCACUUAGUAAAUACUUGUGAAAUGAGUGUUGCCCCCUUAGCACAUUGAACUCAGGUUCUAGGCCACAGUCGGCUCCAGCCUUACCUUGCGGCAGUGGAAAGUAUCUGCAACCUUGGGUUUUCCGAUAGAAAAAGAAGUAUUAGGAGCGGUGUCUUUGGAAUCCAUGCUAAGGUAGCUGGGAAGCAUGUGUUUCUAUGAGGUGCACACAAUGCUUGCUCAGGCGGCAGGGCUUCGGUAGACCAGUCCCCACGCAGGGCAGGGGACAGCGCCUGAGGCCUUGUGCUUGGGCUCCGGCCUCUUUUUUGUUCAGCCGGGGCUGCCCAGGAUUGGGGCGACAAUUGCUACGUGACAGGCCCCGGUAAGAGCGUAGAUCCGUGCGCACUGCCGUCCAUUUCCAUCGCUCUAGGAAGUGAACAGCUUCGCUCUCAUGGGCCAGCCAGCAACCAACUUUUAAUAAAGAAGAGUUGUAUCUCCCCAGCAUAGCAUCAUCGCAUUGGUUCUACUGGAUAAGCUAACUCGAUUUUUAACAUGAGUGCCUUUUUUUUCACCUUGGACCCACCCAGAGAUGACUAGAUACUGGGGGCGGGGGUCGUGAUGUCCAGUGUUUUCAACAGAAAGUGGACUUGCCGGGAAAGAUGCCAGGCACCUGCACUCCGGUCUCAGAGUGCCCUGAAAGGCUCCAAGGUCUCCAAAUGCUUACCCAGAUACAUGACAUUUAUAAUAGUAAUGCAUCUUUGGUUUGUUAAUUCUCCAUCUAACCUCACUCCUGAUCAUUAGAUGUUCACUCUGAUGCAGUUUUGAGUAUCAUUUUCUUUUAGAUGUGGUUAUCAAUCAGAUGUGCAACAGAAACUGAACGGGUGUCACGUGGAAUCAGCCAGAGAGUGUCUGGAGAGGAUGCUUACAUUUUUCCCUCUACAGUGCCUUGAAAUCUGGCUCCCACCAGGCAGGGUGGGGGACUGCGAUGGUGGCCCGCACUUGCUUUCUGACGACGACUGGAGUAUAAAAGCUGAGACUCUUGGGGGAUGUCCUGUCUGCUUUCCAGGCCCCCCCCCCACCACCACAGCGUCCCUUCACACUUCUGGACUGGGCUUCCACUCCAGAGAUGAACUUGCAAGACGCUGGACCAGCCCAUAGCACAUCAUUUGCCCUUUGAAACUUUGGACACUUUUCAAGAGCUGUUUAAGUGCCGUGGCAGUAUCUUCACGUAACUGGUAAACUGUCCCAACUGAAUUCAUUUACUUUGGGUGCAGACAAAUAAGGAAGGUCUGGGUGUUGGCCUUGAACGGCACCCUCUGGUGGAGACGGCAUCUACUGCGGUUUGAAGUAACGGCUAGCAGUUGGGUGAAAGGUCUCAGGAAAGGCCGCUGACCUAGACGUGGGGGGAAGCCGAGAGAGCGUGUCUGGGCGCCCCUUGGCCCCUGCAAAGGGAAGGCGGGAACCCUUGAAGUGGAGCUGCACGGGGACCAAGGGCAGCCACCCUGAAACAGCAUGGAUGGUGUCUUAGAACCUUUGCUUAGAUUGCCUGCGAGACUUGCUCUGCUUUGUGAAGCUGCCAGGACCCCGCCUCUUCACUCCCUUCCUCAGCGGUGGGACACAGUGGCUUUCAGUUGGGGCUGCUAAGUCUACGCCUGGUUAGGUAACGAGAGGUGACACGCCGUCUCUGGAGGUCAGGGUAGGACUAAGUAGCAGGCGAACUCCCAGGACAGGAAGCAGAGGUCGAGGGGCUUCCAGUGGGUAAAGCACAGGGAGCGUGUGGUGCUUUCAGGAACCCUAGAAGGGCGGAGGGCUUUCUGUAGGGCAGUCAUAGGGUAAAAGGUCAUUAGAACCAGAGGGCAGAGAGCCAGGGAUGCCAGGUGAAGAAGUUUGGUCUCUAGCUGGUUCCUGAGGAGGAGGAAUUUUUUUUAAAACAUGAAAGAAUUAUUCUAAGAUCAAGGAGGAGAAACGUUGACGCAGAUGGUAACUGCUGGAGUGUGUGAAUUUACACAUGGAUGACCACCAAGUAUAGACAGUAGAGUCAUCUAGACAGUUCUGACGCGCAUUGGGUGUUCACCUAUGGGAAUGAAUGGCAGCAGCCCACCACUCAUGAUGCUUUGACAUGAGCAGCCUCAAGUAGCACUUUGGGGAACUCCCACUUGCCCUGGGAGUUAUGACAAAUAUCUGGAAAACUUAGAUGGUUUUCUCUUAUGCUAGCCUCAGUGUGUGCAUGACUUCACAACACAGGGGCCCUCCAGGAUUUGAAGGUUGCUGAUUCUUCAUCUUUCUUGACAGCCUUAUAGACGUAUAAUUGGUGUACAAGAAACUGCACAUAUUUAAAUUGUACAAUUGGAUGAGUUUUGACGGCUUUCCACCUGUAAAACCAUCACAGCAAUGAAGACAGUAAACAUACGCCCAUCACCCUGCAAAGUUGCCUUGUCCCCCGGGUGCUCCCUCCUUCCUGCCCCUUCCUCCCCCCAACCCCGUCCCCACAACCACUGCCAUUUCUAUCAGUACACAUUAGUUUGCCUUUUCUAGAAUUCUGUGUAAAUGGAACCAUGCAGUAUGCACUCUUCUUGCCUGGCCUCUUAGUAUAAUGAUUUUGAAGUUCAUCCAGGUUGUUGUGUGUAUAUCAAUCCUUCGUUUUUUAUUGCUGAGUACUAUUCCAUUGUGU